Fomitopsis serialis is the source of this 1409-nucleotide messenger RNA. RefSeq names its product Ribokinase-like protein. Gene Ontology annotation, cellular component: cytosol. Gene Ontology annotation, biological process: pyridoxal 5'-phosphate salvage. The transcript has 5 exons. Gene Ontology annotation, molecular function: pyridoxal kinase activity. The record is from RefSeq and is a predicted model, not a curated record. The coding region runs from base 138 to 1274 and encodes 378 amino acids. Lineage: Eukaryota; Fungi; Basidiomycota; Agaricomycetes; Polyporales; Fomitopsidaceae.
AAACCGAUCGCACAGGGUCGAUCUAAUCUUAUCUCGCCACCCCGAGUCAAAGCGAUCCUCCUCCCGAACAUUGAAACGGGUCUUCGCCUGCCGCAGUAUGCCCUCCGCCGCCCGCACAGACCCUGCUCGCCACCGCCAUGCCCCAGCAGACCGCAGGCCGCAUCCUGAGCAUCCAGUCCCACGUCACCUUCGGGUACGUCGGGGGCAAGGCCGCCGUGUUUCCCCUGCAGUGCCUCGGAUACGAUGUCGACGUCGUCAACACCGUGAACUUCUCGAACCACUCUGGAUAUGGCCGCUUUGGCGGAGCGAGGGCCACGGCGGCUGAGCUCGCGAAGCUGUUUGAGUUGAUGGAACAAAAUGGACUACUGCUCUGCGAGAGACUCUUGACGGGUAGGCACAUGAUCUACUGGUGGAUGUCGCGCUAUGCACACUCGAUCGUAGGGUAUGUCCCCGGUGCGGAGGCCCUGGCAGCCGUCAAGGACCUCGCCAGCAAGAUGAAGCAAAAGAACCCAGAGCUCAUCUACCUACUCGAUCCUGUCCUGGGCGACGCAGGCAGGCUCUACGUCUCGCCGGAAUGCAUACCCAUCUACCGCGAAGCGCUGCAAUACUCUUCCGUCAUCACGCCCAACUGGUUCGAAGUAGAAGUGCUAACGGAUACCCGCAUAACGGACCUCGCCUCCCUCCGCAAAGCCCUGCGCGUCCUGCACGAAGACUAUCACGUCCCCAACGUCGUCAUCAGCUCCAUCCCGCUCAAAGCCUGGCUCCGCGCAGCGCUCCCGCCCGCCGCCCAGCCCACCGACACGGACAGCACCGACGCCGACUUCCUCGCCUGCAUCUCUUCCUCCACCGACGCCGCGUCCACGUCCACGGUGCACGCGCGCUGCGUCCCGUGCCUCCCCGGCUACUUCUCCGGCGUGGGCGACCUCUUCUCCGCCUUAGUCCUCGGCCACUUCCAGCCCGCGCCCUCCGUCCCCUCUUCCGCCAGCGCAGAGGCCGGCGCGGAGCAGGAGACGCCGCUGGCGCACGCGGUCGCACACGCGCUGAGCAAGACGCACGCGCUCCUCACGCUCACACACGAGCACGCGGCGGGCCUGCCAGAGGCGGACAGGCUGCCGACGGACGAGGAGCUGGACGCGCGCGAGCCGGAGAGGAAGGUGCGGCGGAUGAGGGGGCGCGAGCUGAGGCUGAUACAGGGGCAGGACGUCCUCCGCGGGGCGGCGGGGACGGAGUACUUCCGGAUGGUGCCCUGGGGCGGGUUCUGGGACGAGCCAUAGUGAAUGCAUCAUGUAUUUGUUGGGGACUUGGAGUGCGAUGUGGUACGGUGCGUGGAUGUAGACCGGGUAACAUACAAGAAAGGAUAGAUAUACAUUGCUGUGUCCCUUGGUCGACUUUAUAGAAUGCUACUGUCC